Messenger RNA from Gasterosteus aculeatus aculeatus (three-spined stickleback), 4212 nucleotides. RefSeq names its product Rho GTPase activating protein 42b (gene arhgap42b). Gene Ontology annotation, biological process: signal transduction. Gene Ontology annotation, cellular component: cytoplasm. Lineage: Eukaryota; Metazoa; Chordata; Actinopteri; Perciformes; Gasterosteidae. The record is from RefSeq and is a predicted model, not a curated record. Gene Ontology annotation, molecular function: GTPase activator activity; protein binding.
UGUGAAAUAUUGUUUUUGUACAGCAUUAUACUUUUGAACUGGAAUGUUCCAAAGUAUCCUGAACUAACCAGCAGGAGUCAGAAGACCGCUACUUUUUUUACGACAGGUAUCCAACCCCCAAAAAAAGAGAAAAGAGAAAGUCAGAGCGGAAGUGGGAGAUGAAGCGCAGCAGCGGAACUUUCGAGGAGAGCGAGAACUGCGCGCGAUGCGAAGUCAAACAAAGAAAGAAUUAAAAGAGUAAAGUUGAAAGGGGAAAGUCGGUGGUUGAGGCGGCAGCAGCAAUGGGACUCCCCACUUUGGAGUUCAGCGACUCUUUCCUGGACAGUCCGGACUUCCGAGAGCGCCUCAAGUGCCACGAAAUCGAGCUGGAGCGGACCAACAAAUUCAUCAAGGACCUGAUCAAGGAUGGAAACCUGCUGAUCACUGCGCUCAAGAAUCUGUCCGCCGCCGUCCAGAAGUUCUCCCUGUCGCUGCAGGAGUUCCAGUUUGAGUGCAUCGGCGACGCAGAGACGGAUGACGAGGUGAACAUCGCCCAGUCAUUCAAAGAGUUCUCCCAGCUUCUGACCACCGUUGAAGAGGAAAGAAGACGCUUGAUUCAGAAUGCUGAUGAUGUGUUAAUUACUCCCCUGGAAAAAUUCCGCAAGGAGCAGAUCGGCGCUGCGAAGGAGGGGAAGAAGAAAUUCGACAAGGAGACGGAGAAAUACUACUCCACGCUUGAGAGGCACCUCAGCUUAUCAUCCAAGAAGAAGGAGGCAUAUCUGCAGGAGGCUGACACGCAGAUUGAUAAAGAGAGGCAACUCUUCUAUGAUGCCUCCCUUGAGUAUGUUUUCAAAAUACAAGAAGUGCAGGAGAAGAAGAAAUUUGAGUUUGUUGAGCCGCUCCUGGCCUUUCUCCAGGGUUUGUUUACGUUCUACCACGAAGGAUACGAGCUGGCUCACGAGUUUGAGCCGUAUAAACAGCAGCUCCAGUUCAACCUACAGAACACCCGAAACAACUUUGUGAGCACUAAGCAGGAAGUGGAGAAGCUGAUGAAGAGGAUAAGGUCAGCAGACCAGGACUACAAACCCCCGGGCCAGUGGACGAUGGAAGGCUUCCUGUAUGUCCAGGAGAAACGUCCCCUGGGGUGCACCUGGACGCGCCACUACUGCACCUACGAGAAGGGAGGCAAGACCUUCUCCAUGAGCAGCGCUGAGACAAAAGCCACCGCAAAACAGAACGGUCUUGUCCUCAACCAGCCGGAGAUGUUCAAGCUCAAGUCCUGCAUUCGGAGGAAAACGGACUCCAUCGACAAGCGUUUCUGCUUCGAUAUUGAAGUGGUGGAGAGGCACGGCGUCAUGACACUGCAGGCCCUCUCGGAGCCCAACAGAAGACUGUGGCUGGAGGCCAUGGACGGCAAGGAGCCGAUUUACAACCUGCCAGCCAUAUUGAACAAAAAGGAAGAAACAUUUCUUAAUGAGGCGGGCUUUAACUUUGUGAGGAAAUGCAUCGACCUGGUGGAGAUUAGAGGAAUAAACACAAUGGGACUGUACAGAAUUGGAGGGGUCAACUCCAAAGUACAGAAGCUGCUGACCACGGUCUUUUCAUCCAGGGCGCCCGUUGAUAUCGACCUGGAUCCAGACACGUGGGACAACAAAACUAUCACCAGCGGCCUGAAGACUUACCUCAGGUGUCUCUCUGAGCCUCUAAUGACCUUCAAGCUGCACAAGGAUUUUAUCCUGGCUGUCAAGUCAGACGACCAGAACUACAGGGUGUGUGCCGUCCACGCUCUGGUUCAUAAGCUGCCCGACAGGAACAAGGAAAUGCUGGAGCUGCUUAUCAAGCACCUCGUCACAGUUUCCACACAAAGCCAGUCCAACCUGAUGACCGUGUCCAACCUGGGCGUCAUCUUUGGGCCCACCCUGAUGCGCUCCCAGGAGGAAACCGUGGCCGCCAUGAUGAACAUCAAGUUUCAGAACAUUGUGAUGGAAAUACUCAUCGAGAACUUCAGCAAGAUCUUCCAUCAGCCCCCGGACCCCAACGUGCCGCUGCCCCAGCCCCAGAGCCAGCCCGGCUCCCGCAGGAGCAGGGCCAUCUGUCUGUCCACGGGGCCCCGGAAGCCGCGCAGCCUCUACACUCCAGCGCUGUGCCUGGCGGAUGCAGAAAGUGACACUUUUAGCAGCAGUCCAAGCAGCACCCCCCCGGGCAGCAUGGAAUCCCUUGUCUCCCACUCCUCCCAACAGAAAAGCUCCUCCCAGACGGGCGCUUCGCCGCGCUCAAGGACAAAGGGCUGUCCGGAACUCCGGGCGAAGCCCGCGCGGCUCCCCCCCGUCGGCGUGGCGUGGGUCAGCAGCCCGGAGUCCAGCUCCAGGGAGGACGCCGGGCGCACCGACGGGGAGUCGGAGGACGCCCUCAGCCUGUCCUCGCCGAGCACGCCGCCCGGGAUGUCCCUCGCCCCCAAAAAAGCCCCGCACCGCCACAUGGACCUCAGGCCGGCGUCUCUGAUCCGCUCCGCCGGGCCCUCCCUGUUAUCGCUGCACAUACCUGAAGGCCACCGAAGCUGCAGCGGAUCUGUCCAAAGUCUGUCAACACUGGAGCCCGACGAGGGUUUGAAGCCCUCGCAGCACCCGGACCUUCCACCGAAGCGGGGGACCCGCUGCAGGGAGGACGCCUCCGUCAGCAACGGCUACCAAAGGCCCGGCUCCGUGGUCGCUGCCAGAGCACUGCUUUUUGAGACGGCCUCCUCGCCGCAGUCCGUUCCCGUCGGCCGGGACGCCAAGGCGAUGUAUUCCUGCGAGGCCGAGCACAGCCACGAGCUCAGCUUCCCGCAGGGGGCGCACUUCACAAACGUCUACCCGUCUGUGGAACCCGGCUGGCUCCAAGCAACAUACGAGGGGAGAACCGGUCUAAUCCCCGAGAAUUAUGUUGUCUUCCUCUAACAAGCUGGUAAACAUGUCAUCUUUUUCAUGGUAUCCAUGGAAAAAAAAGAAAAAGGACAAUGCACAGUGUGGCUAAUUGUUGUAAUGUCUCUAUUAUUGCAGGUAACUAACGUGUCUGCAGUCUAUCAAGCAGGGCAGUGAUGCUUUAGCUUUAACACAGCUAGAAAUUCAAAAAAUGCGCGUCCCUUGCGGCAAUGGCUUCAGAGAUUCACAGAUGCAGAAGAAAUAGUUGUUUUUAGAUGAAUAUAUAUUACCCGUCGAAUGCACUGUUUUUAAUCCCAGUAUUAUCCUCCAGAACCACGAAACAGUCACAAUCAAUUUCACAAGUUUUAUUCUCAGAAAUAUAUUAUCUUUUAACUUUCCCACUGUAUCGACAGAACACUUUCCUUUAAUCAAUGGAAGUCUGCAGAUCCAUAAACAUUCUCCAGUUGCUGCAAUUGAAACAAACUGUGAUUUGACAUAUCGAUACUAAUCUGGUCUAUUAGAACCUAAUAGAAAAAGCAGAAUGGGUUUGCACCUUAACCUUCAUGUUUGUGGCAGGUGAUCAUUGUUCAUCCACUGAAGCUGCUCACUGCUGCAGUGCACUUUCUGGUCAGCAACACGGCACUGUACUGUACAUUCAUCCUCAUGAGUCCUUCUGCAGAUGCUAAUCAAAAUAUUCACUUUGUUUAACUGUUUAUUACUAUAAAUUAUCACAUCAAAUAUAUGUGUAAAAAUGUGUUGUUUUUUUGUUGUCAUGGAGUUGAAUGACCCGUGUGGUACUGUACUCAUCGGUACACUGUUGUACCAGUAAUGAUAACAAGACAUGUUUCAGAUUAUAUUAUGUUAACGAUACCAUGUGAUAUUUCAAUUUUAUAUAAAGUCACAACAUUUCCUAACUACAAGGUCAAUGAUUAUUGAAUAAAGGUAACUUUUUAACAGUGAUACUAUUUCAGAAAUAAAGAAGUAAGAAAAUAAUCAUCAACACUUUUGCUCUUCAGUUAUUACAAACUGAAAAUGUAUUUCAAAGAAAGACCAAAAAUGUUUUCGGGUAAACUGUUUGAAAUCUUGCAUGUGCAAAGAUCAGGAUGUUCUUUUCCCAUUUACAUUUUUAAGAGUGCGAGGCGACCUUGAGCAUUCAUAAUGGAAUAAAACUCCCUUACACUCUGAAUUGGCAGGGGAAGUGGUAUUAAUAUCUUAAAUAUGUAACUUUUGGCAUUCCUUUUUUUAUAUAUGGCAAGCUUGUUUCCUUGCCUUCAUCUACUGUACCCUGACAGUGCAUCAACAUGUCUAUAAAUAAACAGUGUGAUUUAUUGGA